Humulus lupulus (European hop) is the source of this 2916-nucleotide messenger RNA. RefSeq lists its product as uncharacterized. The coding region runs from base 1 to 2916 and encodes 971 amino acids. Lineage: Eukaryota; Viridiplantae; Streptophyta; Magnoliopsida; Rosales; Cannabaceae. The transcript has 11 exons. The record is from RefSeq and is a predicted model, not a curated record.
AUGGUUCAUACACGGUUUUCGUCUGCAUCUCCUGCAUCUCAAACAAAUAUUCCAAAUUCUAAAUCAAAUAUGAAAUAUGCAGUUGCUUAUGUUAGUGAAGCAAGAGUGAAGAGAAGGCUCUAUAAUUGCAAACAUGAAGUUAGGAAAGCAAAAAGAACCAAAAAAAGCCAAUUAAUUAUUGAAGAACCUUGUGAAUAUGCUCCUAAGGGUAUGAAUUUCCUAAUUCAUCCGGAUAAUCGUUGUUCUUCAAAAAUUGCUUCUACAAUCAAAUAUUCUCAGAUUCAAGCUAUCCAUGAAAAGCUUUCAAAGAAGCAAGUUAGUGACUUUGGUGAUUCAUGUUUUGGCCAUUUCCUAACUCUGCCAGAGUUCACAAUGCAACAUCAACUUAUCCACAAUCUAUUGCUAAGAGAGUUGCAACAACCCAACAAACUAGAGAUUUGGGCUGGUGUAAAUGGAAUGAAGCUUCGUUUUGGGAUGAGGGAGUUUGCAUUGGUCACUGGUUUAUGGUGUUUUGGAUCCACAGAUAAAAUGAAAUAUGUUUCAAAGGAUAAUGGUCUUUAUUCUACAUAUUUUAAGGAUCAUUUUAAGAUCAAUAACAAAAUUGUUGUAAAAAAUAGUAAAAAAGAGAGCAACAAAGAUGGAAAGAAAAAAGACAAGGCUUUCUAUAGGUUGCUUGGGUUUCCAUAUGCCUUUCAAGUAUGGUUUUUUGAGUGUUGUCCAUACUUGAAUGGGAGAUAUUGUCAUCUCUCUCAAGGAUCUAUCCCACGUAUUGUCAAAUGGUCAAGCAACAUUCAACCUUCAUUUGCAGAAGUGACCGAGUUGUUAUCUUUGAAUGUUGCAGAGUUGAAAUUGAGGAAUAUAUAUCCUACUUCCAAGGAGAGAGAAAAUUCAGAAAUAAAGAGUUUGUUUCCAAAAGAAAAGGAAGAUAUUGAGGUUGACAUUGGUGUUCCUGAUAAUGUUAGAGUUGCUCAAGGACUUAGAGCAACUAAUUCUAGAGUUGAUGCAUUAGGAGAUGAUGACUUUGUGGAGACUCCACCUCGGUCUGUUGCUAGUGGUUCUUCACCUUCUUUGCCUACUAUUCAUCCUCACUCUGAUGUUGGUGGUUGUUCAUCUCUUACGUCUGAGAUGCCUCAUGUUUCGCUAAGUAGCAUGCAUGCACAGUUGCGAGCUUUAGAAGCAUGCAACAAGAGAUUAGAAGAAAGCAACACAAGAUUAGAAGCAAGCAACAAGAAAUUAGAAGAGAGCCACAAGAUUGUUAUUAAUGAGUUGUCUUCAUUGAAGAGUCAUGUUCAUGAAGGAUUUUUGAAUCUUCAUAAUUUAUUUAGUUCCCAUUUUGUAGGGAAACAGGAUUCUCAUGAUAUUGAGGAAGAUGACAAUACCAACAUUGUUGAUGAUGAAAUGGUUGAAAAUAAUUCGAAAGAAGAAGAUGAAAAAGAGGAGGAUGAGUCUGAAGAAGAAGAAGUGCAUCAAUCUGAAGAAGAUAACGAUGAAAGUGAUGAUGAUGAUGAUGAUGAUGAAGACAAUGCAAAGUGUGUUGGAGAAGACAAUGAUGAUGAAGAAGAAGAGAAAGAUGAUAAUCAUGAAAAAUACAAUGGAGGAAACAAGGAUGAGGAUUCUAAAGUUGAGUUAAUUUUAUUUUUUCCAUCUCAAGUUGCCCAAGUUGAUGAAGUUGCUAGUCAUGUUGCUGGUGAGGUUGUUGAUGCUGCGUUAAAAGUUGCUGGUGAGGUUGUUGAUUUUCAAGUUGCUAAAGAUCCAGAAGUUGCUGGAGUUGCAACUGAGGUUGCAGAGGCAGUUGUUGAAGAUCCAAAAGUCUCUUUUUUGGAUUCUUUAUCAGACAUUGAAUUGGAUAAGGCUAUACAAAAUGCCUAUAAAGCUGUAGAUGCGAUGAAGGCAACUGGGGUAACUUCUAUUCCUUGCACAACUAUUGUCCCUUAUGUUGGUAGUAGUGAGAGUAACUUGGGAUAUGUUACUCCUGCUCUACCAAAAAGGACAAUUAAGCUUCCACCAUGCCUGCAGUCACCUUUUUUGCAAACUUUUUGUUCUUGUUCUGGGGAAAGUAGUGUGAUUCAAUCAACAGGAGGAAUCAAGGUUGUCAAAGGACUUUGCCCAUUAGAUGAAAAAAUUGGUGAAUUGCCUGACUUUGUCACUGUUCAAGAAUUCUAUGUAUGGCUUGAUAAAGGAAUGAAAAGUAAUAACAAAUCGAGAUUGUACUCUAAAGAAGACAACCUUAUCAUUCCUGGGUUGCAACUUGGGGUAGAUGUUAUUACUAAGAAGAUGUGGUUUCAUGCACUUCAAUAUAGUGGACAACCUAUUUUAAAAUCACAUGUUGAUGUAGUCUUUUAUUAUUUGAGGAAGAAAGGUAUGUAUCGUGACUCUACUGUUUUGAAGUUCACUACAACUGAUACUACCUUUCAAAAGAGGAUUGAAGCCAUUUAUGAUUCUUUUUUAAAGAAGAAUCACGGUCAUGGGGUAAUGAAUCGUAACCAUGUUGUUGUUGAGGUUAUGAUGGGCUUUGGAUUGAGUUGCAACAAAUCUUGGCUACAAAGCUGUGAUCGUAAAGAUCAUGUUGCCUUGCUAGCUAUAGAACCAUUUCGUUUUUUGCUACCAACUUAUUUAUCUAUCAUUGGAUUUUAUGAGCGAACUGAUAUAGACUUCUCUUCAAAGCCUUAUGUUGGGAGACCUCAAGCUAGUUCUUUUGAAGUAGUUAUGGAUGAUGACAUUCCUUCUGGGUCGCUUAUAGACAGUGCAAUAUAUAUGUUCUCUUUUGCUGAGUAUUUCAUUGGUAGAAAAGAGAUUCCAAGAUGUGAUUUUGAUGUUGAAUUUCAUAGGUCUAGGCUUGCUUAUUUACUAUACUCAUAUGCAAUGGGAAAGCAAGAAUGUGGAUAUGAGAGUGCACGAGAGUAUGCUUUGUCAUGA